AUGUCGGGAUUGGCUCCUAGCAUUCAGAAGAGUACGGUAUUCUUUUGUAAUGUUCCCAGUCAUGUUAAAAAUGCUAUUCUAAAGUUUAUGUCGUUUGUGGAAGGCUCGUUGCCUAUGAGAUAUUUGGGGGUUCCUCUUAUUUCCUCCAGACUCGUGUAUAAAGACUGUAGUGUUCUAGUGGAAAAAUUGGAGCAUCGUAUUAUGAACUGGAGGAACAAGCUUCUAUCUUUUGCAGGGAGGUUGCAGUUGAUUAUUUUUGCCCUAUCGUCAAUGCUUAUUUAUUGGUCUUCUGUGUUUAUCUUGUUGGCCCGGGUGAUUCAUGAUUUGGAAGCUAGAAUGCGGAAUUUUUUAUGGUCUCAAGAUAGCACGUUUCAUAAAGGAAAGGCUAAGGUUUCUUGGAACUCUAUAUGUAUUCCGAAGUAUGAAGGUGGUUUGGGUAUUAGACGAAUUGGAGAUGUAAAUAAAGCUCUCAUGGCGACCCACAUUUGGAGUAUCAUCACUAAACGUAACUCUCUAUGGGUCGAUUGGGUUCAAGCUUAUAGGUUAAACAGCCAAAGUUUUUCAAUGUGCAAGACCCCUACGAACUGUUGCUGGAGCUGGCAGAAACUUCACCAAUUAUGCCCGUUGAUGAGAAACCAUAUUUGGACUAAACUAGGAGAUGGGAGAACUACUUCAGCCUGGUAUGAUGUCUGGUGUGAUUUCGUGCCGCUGGGUGAUUUUUUGUCUCCCAGAAUUAUCACGAAUGCAGGGUUCAGGUUGGGGGCUUCGGUUGCGGAUAUUCAGCUGAAUGGCGUCUGGAAGUGGCCUACCGCUUGGAGGGAUCUUUUUCCAGUUCUUGUUCAAUUGGAUCAAGUGCAUAUUAAUCCGAACAAGAGGGAUAGUGUUCUAUGGAGGGAUGGAGAUGAUCUUAAUGAGUUAUCGGCGUCGUGUGUUUGGCACUCAGUGCGGUACAGCGAGCCGGAAGUAGAAUGGAGCAAAGUAGUCUGGUUCUCCCAAUGUAUUCCAAGGCAUGUGUUCCUGACGUGGUUGAUUAUGAAAAGAAAAUUGCUAACCCAAGACGUAAUUUUACAGUGGGAUAUCUCACAAAGGAAGAAUAUGAACAUGAUGUGCUGCUUAUUAUGUUACGCAAUUAAUGAUUCUCAUAGACAUUUGUUUUUUGAAUGCAAGUUCUCUUCGCAAAUCUACCAUAUGGUUAGACAAAAGGCGGGAAUGUCUAGUGUUGAUCCAAGAUGGGAGGAUACUGUGGGCUGGUUACUUGUGCAGGCUAGGUCUAAGUCGGCUGCUAACUACGUCAGUAGGAUUCUGGUUGUGGCUAGUGCUUAUAAAUGCUCUUGUUAUGAUAAAAUUGCUGAUGUGAUUGAUUACACUGUUGAAAAUUAG
Molecule: messenger RNA, 1380 nt
Organism: Helianthus annuus (common sunflower)
Lineage: Eukaryota; Viridiplantae; Streptophyta; Magnoliopsida; Asterales; Asteraceae
Exons: 1
Coding region: 1-1380 (459 amino acids)
Source: RefSeq, a predicted model, not a curated record